AUGUCGAAGCUGUCGUUCCGGGCGCGGGCCCUCGAUCCGUCGAAACCGAUGCCGAUCUAUCUGGCGGAGGAUCUGCCCGAUCUGCCCGAGUACUCGGCCAUCAACCGCGCCGUGCCGCAGAUGCCGAGCGGGAUGGAGAAGGAGGAGGAAUCGGAGCACCAUCUGCAACGAGCAAUAUGCACCGGGCUGAUCAUUCCCACGCCGGAGGUGUACGACUCGACGGACUCCGAGUUCUACGACAAGUACUAUCCCGCCGACUACAAACUGCCCAAGCAGCUCAUCCACAUGCAGCCCCUCAACCUCGAGCAGGACAUACCGGACUACGAUAUGGACAGCUCGGACGAGGUGUGGGUAACGUCGCACGGCAAAAAGCUCGACAUCGAACCGCUCAAGUUCGAGAUCAUGAUGGACCGGCUGGAGAAGAGCUCCGGCCAGACGGUGGUCACGCUGAACGAAGCCAAAGCCCUCCUGAAGCAGGACGACGAGGUCAGCAUCGCUGUGUACGAUUACUGGUUGAACAAGCGGCUCAAAACGCAACAUCCCCUCAUACUGUACGUGAAGACGGAAAACCGUGGCAACAUGACGCCAAACAAUCCGUACCUGGCCUUCCGGAGGCGCACGGAGAAGAUGCAGACGCGAAAGAACCGCAAGAACGACGAGUCGUCCUACGAGAAGAUGCUCAAGCUUAGGCGGGAACUGUCGCGGGCGGUGACGCUACUGGAAAUGAUCAAGCGGCGGGAGAAGCUGAAGCGCGAACAGUUGCACCUGAGCAUCGAAAUCUACGAGAAGCGCUACCAGGCGCAGGAUUUCCACGGCCAGCUGCUGUCCGAGUUAACGACCAGCGCCACGAGAGCAUCAAGACCUGCCUUCGCACCAAUCUACUCGAACCAAUUCCCGUCGCUGACGGGUGGUCAGGGUGUCAACGUUGGCGGCACGGCGACUAGUAGCGGUGGUGUGUAUAUUCCGAGCGGUGGAACCUCCUCCCAGUACAACGCCGGCGCCGGUAGUAGCCACAAGCGGGACAACGAAAGCCUGAGCAGUCGCAAGGAGAAACGGCAGUACAAGAAGCGGAAGCUAAAAAUCCAAAAAGACCGUAGUCUGGGCGGUUCCGGCGCGAGCGGCCACGGCGUCGGUACGGGCGGCCGAGGAGCAGAUGCGUUGGGUAGCGGUGCGAUGGGAAGCAGUGGAAGUGGAAGCAGCGGUAAUCACCAUCAUCAUCAUCACCACCAUCAUCAUCAUGGUUCGCAGCAUCAUCCACAUCAUCACCAUCCGCAUCUGCACCACCAUCAGUCGGUGGGUGCGGGCACGGUGGGUGGAUCGAGAGAUGGUUUGGUACCGGGCGGCCACGGUAGGUGCCAAUCGCGAGAUCAUCUGCUCGCGGGCGGCGAUCACGUCGGGUCCUCGGACGACGAAGAGCUAGCCAAUCUGGCCGGUGGCACCUCACCGGAGGAGUACGCUUAUGCAUUCCGGCGAAGUAAACACAGUCAAUACCACAGGCCUCGUGCCGAUGGUUACGGCAACUGGCCGUGGACGUCACGGGAAGAGAAUGGCAGUUCCGAUCCGCGGUUUCGCUUUACGUUGACCUCACUGCGGUAUCCCAGGCCACGCUGUAUAGGGUUCGCCCGGCGACGGCUCGGUCGCGGUGGGCGCGUCAUCAUCGAUCGUGUGGCAACCGAUUUGGACGAACUGUGGUCUCGGCUUGACUACACGAUCGUCGAGAGUGAAACGAUCGCUUCGCUUACCGCGCAACACACCGAGAUCGUCGCAGCGGAGCCAGAGGACGAGAGCGAAGUGGUCGGUGACCUGCGGCCAACGAUGAACCAGUCACAACGUACCGCUAGCGUCAGCAGUAACUGUAGCGUUGGUGAAGGUACACCGACGAGUGUGGUUGUGUCACUAAAACCUCCGCGCCAGCUGACGUUCGGGCUGACGCAACCACUUGUGAAUGGUGGCGACGCGUUGGAGCCCUAUGCACUGGGCAAAGAUCCAUCGGUCGACGAUCGAACGAAUGCGAUCGAUGGCGGUGUGCAGCGGGUGCGCCGGAGGUUGGUGCUCAAGCAAGAGUACCCCGAGGUCGCACCGCCGCAGGUCGCAUCCGACGGGUACGACGAGUCGGACGGCGGCGACGGCAGUGAGCAACAGUUCCUCGCCUCGAUUGGUCUGAUGAACAAGAUGAAGGAAGCGGCCCGCCAAGUGUUGAGCGAUAUGCACGACGACGACGAGAGGGCCUUGCUGGCGGCGAAAGCGCGGGAUGAAGUGAGGCGGCGAAGGGUGUGCCCCACCGACGGGAGGACAUUCCCGCCGGCGAUGGUCGAUGAAGAGGAAAGCGAUAAUGGUAGUGGUGUGCAUAACUCCGAUUCAAUUGUGAUAAAAAGUGAAGAAGAUGCAACGACGGCGGCGGCGUUGGAGCGGACUAGGACAGCGUCGCUAGAGGAAGAAUCAUCGUGCGUGGUGAAGCUUGAGCUUGAUCAGUCGGUGAUGGCCAUGUCGCCGAAGAGCGCUGGUGGUGGCGGCGGCGUGCUCGAGCCAGAAGACUUCGAGCAGCUGAUCGACAGUGUAAAUAGCAUUAAGGGCCCGCGGACGGUGAUAGUGAGGCGAAGUAAUAGUAUUAGUAGUUCCACCGAUCCGACCCCGACAGACACCGGUACCACCGGGGGUAGUGAGGUUCUAGUGGCGGUUAGUGAGGAAAAUGGCACGUUGACUGGUGACGAUGGUGGCGUUGGAGGCGGUAGUUCUCCUUCGCGGCUUCACGAUGCAACUCGCGAGGACAUCGACGCCGUGUAUAAGGAUCUGCUGAACGACAUCCAAUCGAACUGGCUACACUUUCGUCCGAAAACACCGUCACCGUGUCCGGAUGAUGUGCUUACGCUCGAGGAGGACGAGGUCGGGCGUCAAGGUGUGCAGCUGGACGAUCAGCUGGAGGCCUGCAUCGGGUUGACGGAUCGGAACCGGAUCACGCUGGAGUUGCAAGCGCUCGAGGAGGGGCUUCCGGAAACGAUCUUUGCCAACCGGUCCGGAUCACUGUUCCGGACGGUUCCGUAUGCGCUUGACAGUCUCCUCGAGCCUCAUCCCCUGUCCGUGACGAGUGAUGAGGGUGAGGCAGUGGAUGCAACCGGCACUGGUCUCAGGACGCACCCGACCGAAGUGAAGCUUGAAAUGUCUGGUUCGAGUGGGGAUCACAAUGUCACCACCGGCUCGGAUGCGUCUUCGUCAGACAUCAACCUAGGUCUGGGGCUGAACGAGUCGCACGAGGACAGUGAGAAGAUGUUGGACAACAUACUGCAGGAGUGUGCGGUGGACGAUCCCAAAUCGUUGCACCAAACGAGCAACUUCUGGAACGGGCUGCUCGACGACGUGGUCCCGACCGGUCUCGAGGCGGACGGCCAGAAAGGUGGUGCGGCUCGAGCACGGGAGGCGGAGGUGGCUGGCCGGUUGGGUGGCACAGCGAAGCUCGGCUACCAUUGCGAUCUGGUCGGUUACGGGCGUUCGACGGUGGCGGCCGAACGGCGACCGGGCAAGAGCAAGCGGCGGAAGGUGCUGAAGCGGUGCAGUUACCUCGUCGGUAGCAGCUACUUCACGGUGAAGAACCUGCCGAAGGAGGAAAUCUUUCAGCCACUGCUCGACGCAAACGGGGAACCAAUUUGCUUGGAUCCGGUGGAGACUGAUGCGCAGGUUGCGGCGACAGAGUUGCGUGACUGCUCGACGGUGCCCAUCGACGAUCUGCUUCCGCCGGGUUCGGUGGGGAUGCCGGAGCGAGACGUGAUGGAACCGGUCGAGAUAAAGAUGGAAGAGGACGUGUUGCAGGGAGCGUCGUCCCUAGAUUCACCGCUGCCGCCCAUUUCCUCGUCGCUCGUCGAUCGGAUCAAACUGGAGCCACCGGAUGAGGUGAUCAGUCGGGGAACCGCAGUGAGCGAGACCGGCGGGGCACUAGCAGCGGGUACGAUACAGUUUUUGCCCUCCUUCGGAGGAUCACCCACCGUUACGUUGCCCUCCACGGCCGCCACGAUCAAGCUGGAAGCUCCCUCGCCUGUACCGUCCUCGUCAUUUAACCACAUCAACGCGAUCGCCAGCCCGGCCACGAUCAUGGUCUCACAACCAUCUUCGACCGUCUUCUCCACGUCUGGCGUUCCAACGAUGGUGUCGGUCUCGUUGGCGCAAGGGGGUCCGGCAACCCUCCACCAAUUGGUACCGACGAGUACGACGUCGGCGAUCGGCACCACCAUGUUGGUCAUGCAAUCGCUGCCAACUGCUACUGUGGCUAGCAUUAGCUCCGCAAGCCACAGUACCAGCAAUAGCAUCAUACAAGGGUCCCCUACCGUUUCGAUCGGUUCCGCAUCCGGCCAAACCUCAUUUCUCAUCACGAACAGUGGCAACAGCGCUGGUUCGAUCUUGCUACAGUCAUCCGCGGGUGGUGCUGUUGUUUCAUCUACUCCUUCUCCUGCCUCUACCACGCUGGCGUCUUCCAGCGCCACCACGUUGCUCUCUUCCGGGACACCGAUCGUCGUCACGGUUCCCCCGCUGCCUGCCGUUGGCGCCAAUCAGCAGCAGCACACCGUCGUGACGCACGUGCUGCCAACGAGCUCGAACAGUGUUGUGCCGACGACGGCAGCGACACCGAUCGUCGUAUCGGCCACCGGCACUGGUGUCAGUGGCGUCGGUACCACCACGGUGCAGUCCGUCCUGCAGGCGGCCGCCCAAGGCGGGGUCAGCGGCAACAGCUACAUUCUGCAGCACAACUCCACACCGAUCGUGCUGUCGCACCAGCAGAUGCAGCAGCUGACCAGCGGUGGAGGUGGUAACAUCGUGACCGUCGGUGGCCAGCAGGUGGUCACGGCCAAGCAGCAUCACGGCGAAACGUACGUCCUGACGCAGUCGUCGCCGCUGAAGAAGCAAAUCAAUGGUCCCACUGAUGGUAGCAAAAAUGCCACCAGUGCAGCCGUUACCGCGCAAAACCUCGCCAACCAGAAGUUCCACGCCCUGCUGAGCCAAAAGCUGAGCCACAAGCCGACCGAUCUGAACAAGAAGCAGCUGGAAAUGAUCCGCAAAGCGCUCGUGGCCUCACCGAAGAUGAUCGUCAAAUCGGCGAACCAUCCACUGGCCCAGCAACAGCAGCACCAACUGCACGGUGGUGGACCCGCCGGAGGGUUAGUGGCCGGGCACCAUCAGCAAACGGCACCCGCCCAGCAGCAGCAGUACAACGUGAUCCACCAGAACUCUCUCAACUCGCCCAUAACGAUCGUAUCGGCCCAGAGUACCGGCCAACCCGGGACGCAGAACAAGAUCAUUCUCACUUCCUCGCCGCAGCUGCUCCAGCAAGCGACCACGGUGGGAGGGGCCACGGCGGGUCAGUUGCUGGCGGCGGCCGCUUCGUCUCACGGCAAGAUCCAGCUCACGACCGUACAGCAAAGCCCGCAGAAUGCCGGUGCCGGAGGUGGCGUUCCAGGUGGCGGUGGACCGACGCUAGUGACACUCGAUCAGUCGGGCCAGGGGACGGCAACGGUCGGGACGGUGCAGCAGCAGGUCAAACUGGACAAGAACCGUAUCCUGUACGCGACCAACAUCAAGAACAGCCGUGGCCAGUUUUUGGCCCAGCUGAAUCCGAAACUCGUGAACAUCAUUCAACCGAUGCAGCAGCAGAAGCUCAUCAACAGUGUCACCCUCCAGCAGCAACAGCAACAGCAGCUGCUGCACAACCAGAAUGCGGUCAACAGUUUGCACGGCACGACCACGACGACGACGAUUUUGAACAGCAAAGGACAAACGGUCCAGCGUAUUCCAACGGUCAGCAUCCGUACGCAGCAGCAACCGCUUCAGCAGCAGCAGCAGCAACAGCAGCAGCAACAACAAGCGUCACAACAGGCCACCCUCCUGGACACCGGUCCAACACACACGGUCGUGAUGAACAACGCGAACAACAUCAAGUUCAUUCAGGCGGCUGCGGCCGCCGCUGCUGCGGCAGCCGGAGGCAGUGGCAAUGCCGUGGUGAACGCAAACAGCAACAGUGGCGGCGCGCGGCUGGUCAGUGUGUCAUCGGCGGGAGCCUCGGUCACACCGACGGUGGUGUCGAUCUCUUCCACUGGCCCCGCAGGCGGCACUAGCAGCGGUCCGGAGCCUGGAACUGGUGGCAGCGGAAGCAACUGUACCCAGUCAACGCCAACGUCCGCCAACAGUGUCGUCGGGGUGACAAACAGCAUCCCUUCGACGGGUGGUGGAGGACCCCCUGCAACUACCACUGUCGCUCCUGUCGCCAUCACUGUGGCAGUUGCAGCCACGACCGCGACGAGCGCGACGACCGGCGGCGCUACGGGACCGGCGGGCACCGUCGUCAGCGGUGGCAUCGGGUGCAGCAAUGGUGGCGGCACCGGUGGCAAAUCCAAUCCUCCAGCCAGUAUAAAUAUUACCAAUAGGUGA
Anopheles bellator is the source of this 6411-nucleotide messenger RNA. RefSeq lists its product as uncharacterized. The transcript has 11 exons. Bases 1 to 6411 code for a protein of 2136 amino acids. The record is from RefSeq and is a predicted model, not a curated record. Gene Ontology annotation, biological process: regulation of transcription by RNA polymerase II. Lineage: Eukaryota; Metazoa; Arthropoda; Insecta; Diptera; Culicidae. Gene Ontology annotation, cellular component: piccolo histone acetyltransferase complex.